Molecule: messenger RNA, 3861 nt
Organism: Thunnus maccoyii (southern bluefin tuna)
Lineage: Eukaryota; Metazoa; Chordata; Actinopteri; Scombriformes; Scombridae
Product: fibronectin type III domain-containing protein 7-like
Exons: 14
Coding region: 28-3360 (1110 amino acids)
Molecular function (GO): protein binding
Source: RefSeq, a predicted model, not a curated record
UAUGUUGAGAGCUACAAUACGACCCAGAUGCUUCUGUCAGCUGCUCUGCCGUGCGGACAGAACUACAGUGUGACUGUACAAGGACAAGGCAGCGAGUGUGACAGCAUCCCCAGCAGCCCUGCCUUCCUCAAAACUACUCCAUGUGUCCCCCGCGAUGUGACCACCUACGUGCAGUGUGAGUUCAACAUGGGAUCUGUUAGCUGGGGGCCCAGUGAUGGCGCUGAAACAUAUGUUGCCGUAGCUACUGGACUUGAUGGACACACCCACCAGUGUCUCACUAACACCACCUCCUGCACCUGGGAGGACCUGCACUGCGGGGAGGAGUACACUGUUGUAGUGAGAGCAAAAGUUGACAACUGCACCAGUCUGCCCAGCAACAGCUCUGUCAUCCAUAUGGAUCCCUGUGUGCCCCGGAAUUUGGUUACCUCUGUGAACUGCGAUAUGAAAAUCGUUUCCCUGAGCUGGGAUGCAAGUAAUGGGACAAACUUGUACAUGGUCUCCGCUGAGGGAGGGUACGGAUCAAUUGGGCUCACCACUAAUGUCACCACAGCGUACUUCUCUGAGUUCAUCUGUGGACAAAACUACAGCCUCACAGUCACACCUCAUAACCAGCACUGUCCAGGCCACCCCAGUGCACCUGCUUCCAUACAGACAUGGCCGUGCCCGCCUGCAGGAGUUUCUACCAUGCAGGACUGCCUCUCUAGCAUCGUCAUGGUAACCUGGCAGCCCAGUAAUGGGACAGACUACUACACGGCCACCAUGCAGACUGACUCUGGCAUCUCAAACGUGUGCAUGUCCGACUCUAAUAAAUGCAGCGUUCCUGGUCUGAACUGUGGGCACAAUUUCUCUGUGUCCGUCACAGCUUCUAACCAGCAGUGUAACGUCACCUCCAGUCUAACUACCAGUCUGCAGUCAGUGCCAUGUGUUCCCACUAACGUCUCAGCGGUGAUGGACUGUGCCAACAACACUGCUGUUGUGUCCUGGUCUGCCAGUCUGGGUGCUGUACAGUACUCAGUGACAGCCUACAGUAGUCAUAGCAACGCCAGCUGCCAGACCUCUGACCUCACCUGUAAUCUUGACAACCUCACAUGUGGCAGCCGCUACUCUGUUCAAGUAGUCGCGAUGGAUGACAACUGCUCAAGUAUCCCCAGCCAGGCUCUGGUGUUCAGCUCAGCCGCCUGCCCACCUCAGAACCUGAGUUCCCAGGUCAACUGCUUGUCAAAUGAUGUGACAAUUUCUUGGGAUGCCACCAGAGAAGCGGAGUACUUUUUGGUUUCAGUAACUCCAGAAAACGGAGGAAGCAGCGAGUCAUGUAACACCACAAACACGGCAUGCUCUAUCAGCAAUCUGACCUGUGGAAAUACGUUCACUGUUGAAGUCACGUCUGUCAGAGGAGACUGCCGCAGCCAGCACAGCCAAACCCACAGCAUCAUGGCAGCUCCCUGCCAGCCGCAGGGAAUUAGAGGCAACCUUGACUGUGUGACCAACUCAGCCUGGAUAUCGUGGGAUGCCGCCCCAGGGGCGGACAGCUACACUGUGUCAGCAGUAGGUGGAGAGGACUACACAGCCAACUGCACCACUUCCACAAACACUACCUGCGAGGUGGAAGGCCUGGCAUGCGGUGUACUCUAUAACUUCAGUGUUGUUGCUAAAAACAGCGAGUGUGAGAGUCAGCCUAGUGCCACCAUCGAACUGCAGACAGCCCCCUGCUCCCUCUCUGGUAUCACAGCCUUCCCUCAGUGCCACAACUCCUCCAUCCUCGUUGUCUGGGAUCUCAUGGAGGGCAGAGAGGGAAACACAGUGUACACUGCCACAGCUGAAGCUAGUGACCACACCUACCUGUCCUGCAAUAACACUGGCACCAGCUGCUCCCUGCACGGAGCACGAUGUGACCUCCAUUACACCAUCAUUGUUGCUGCAUCAUCAGACCAGUGCAGCAGUUUGAGGAGUCCACCUUACAGAAUUAGCAUGGAGCCCUGUCCACCCAGAGAUGUGAUGGUCAACGCCUCCUGUGAGGACCACAGCGCCCUAGUGUCCUGGACCAGCUCUCCAGUUGCUGAAACCUACCACGUUGUUGCGAUGGGUGCAGAUGGACACGUGCAUACUUGUAACACCACCUCCAGUAACUGCAGCCUGUCAGAGAUCCACUGUGACCAGCAGUAUACAGUAUUUGUGACUGCGAGCCAUGAGAACUGCUCCAGCAAGGCCAGUCAAAAUGCAACACUCAACACAGGUCCCUGCCAGCCAGAUGGUGUCUCGGUUACGUUCCACUGUAACAAUCAGUCUGCACUGCUCUCAUGGAUGCGCAGAGAUAAUGCUGUAGACUACUAUGGCUGUGCUCAAGCAGAGAACGGAGACAUGCUGUACUGUCACAGCACUAAUCCCACCUGCAUUAUCGAGGGUCUUGAUUGUGGAACAGUCUACAAUUUCUCCGUCCAGGCCUCAGAUGGGACAUGCAACAGCUCCUUCAGUGACCCAUUGCAGAGCGGAGCAGCUCCUUGUCCUCCAGAUGCCAUACAGGUACAGCUGAUGCCGAUGCAGACGGAGAUCCAGGUAAUGCAUUUCAGCUGGACGCAGAUCACCUGCAGGGACACCGAGUACAUACUGAAGUUAACGGGAAGUCUUCUGGGAGACAGCCAGGCCCAGUUCGAUCUCUCUUCCUACUGGACAAACAGGACGUACUUUGAGAUUCCCCUCCCCUGCGGUUCGUCCUAUGUUGCUACAGUGGAGAGCAGGAAUGCUGCUGGCACCAGUGAUCCAUCAGUGCCUCUUAAUAAAACAACAGCUCCUUGUCCACCAUCAGGUGUGGUGUACAGCGGUAACAGGUCCUUCGCCACAGUUUCGUGGAACGCCUCAGUGUUUGCCACCACCUACACUGUGUACGACAACCGUGUUUCGCCUGAGGCACAGCUGUGCAGCACUGCAGGGCUGUCCUGCUCUCUGUCCAACAUCACUACCACAAACCUGGUGAUCACAGCCAGCAACGCAGCUGGAGAAAGUGAAGCAAAAAGUAUCACAAAUGUGAUUACACAAGGACGAAGGAGAAGAGAUCUCAGUGAAAAAAUGCCAGAUAAUGGAGGCCUCUCAGCUCCCGUGCUGGACGUCACACAGGCGAUGUCAACAGUUAUUUUUGUUGAGUGGUCUCAAGUAGACACCGCAUCCCAUUACAGCCUGAUUAUCAGGCCGCAGGGAAGCUCCCAUGAGCCACAGGAGCUAAUGGUGUUCGGGGAAAGCAUCAUUCUCACUGACCUGAGCCCCAACUCCACUUACUGUUUCUCUGUGUCGGCCAGGAAUGCGGCCAUUAGAGGACCGGAGUCCGAACCUGUGUGUGUGCAAACUGGACAGGGUCUCCCCCAGUAGAAAAAAACACUCAUGUAGACUGAGUGAGACGUCUACACAACACUCCCGACUAGAAUGUGAUGAUCUUUCUGUCAACCUUUGCCAAAUCUUUUCCUUAUUACUCAUAAAGCACAAUAGUUUUAGAUCUGAUAGAGUAUGAGGGUUUGUGUGGGUAGCUCUGACAUUUGCAUUUCUAUUAGUUUAUCCUAAACUGCAACUGCUGACUUAAUCUAGCCACACAUAACAAUUAAAGGGUAUUCGUGUACUUUACAAAACCCUAAUGUGAUUUAGAAGGUUGACAGGUCAGGCUGUGAUUGUACCCUUGAUUGAGAUACAUGUUUUGUCUAUUGUUGGUUGAGGUGAUAUAUUUUGUACCUAGGGCUUUGUUCCUCCUGCUUUUUAUGUUUUAUUCACUUUUGUAAAUUAUAUAUUAGUCAUCCUAAAAAGGUAAUAUAUCAGGAAGUGUUUUACAUGUCCAGAGUAUUUACUGUCAUUUCUAAAUGUAUAUUUAAUAAGAAAAAU